CGCCAUCUUGGAAGCGGGCACCCACGCUGACGAUGGCGACACGACGAGUAGGGGACUGCGCGACCUGUUCCGCCCGCUUCCGUGGGGCCUCCUCCUCUCGCGAGAGGCGUGAGACGCUGAGAAGGUGGCUACAGCGAGGCCGGGAGACAGCCUGAGGACUGCUGCCUCAGGGACUGCGCGGGAAAAGCCCUGAGCUGAGGUCCAGGGACGCAAGUCUGGGACUCGUCCUACCCCGGCCUACCUCAGCUGUUGUGACUUUGGGUCUCGGUUCCUCGGAAGUUUCGGUCUCUGAGCGAAGCGGGCCGCACGCUACGAAAGCUUGGUUGUGUCUGAACCCUCAGACUGAGCUUUUAGGCUCGUCAACACUGCAGGAAUGGCAGAGUUCGGGGUCUCAGCAGGCCAGCUGGUGGCAGUGAUCUGGGAUAAGUCAGCCCCUGUGGAAGCCCUGAAAGAUCUGGUGGAUAAACUGCAAGGGUUAACUGGCAGUGAGGACCGAGUAUCUGUGGAAAACAUCAACCAGCUGCUGCAGUCUGCCCACAAGGAAUCCAGCUUCGACAUUAUUUUGUCGGGGGUAAUCCCAGGAAGCACUACUCUGCAUAGUCCUGAGGUUUUGGCAGAGAUGGCCCGGAUCCUUCGCCCUGGCGGGUGCCUUUUUCUGAAAGAACCAGUAGAGACAGCUGUAGCUAACAAUAGCAAAGUGAAGACGGCAUCUAAAUUGUGUUCAGCCCUGACUCUGUCUGGUCUUGUGGAAGUGAAAGAGCUGCAGAGGGACCCCUUGAGCCCUGAGGAGAUGCAGUCUGCCCAAGAACACCUGAGUUACAACAGCGACAGUCUGCUGUCUGUUCAGGUCACAGGCAAAAAGCCCAACUUUGAAGUGGGUUCUUCUAGUCAGCUCAAACUUUGCAUCACCAAGAAGGUAUCUCCUUCAGUGAAACCUGCUGUGGAUCCUGCUGCCGCUAAGCUCUGGACCCUCUCAGCCAAUGACAUGGAGGAUGAUAGCAUGGAUCUCAUUGACUCAGAUGAGCUGCUGGAUCCAGAAGAUUUGAAAAAGCCUGAUCCUGCUUCCCUGCGGGCUGCUUCCUGCGGAGAGGGGAAAAAGAGGAAGGCCUGCAAGAACUGCACUUGUGGCCUUGCAGAAGAACUGGAGAAGGAGAAGUCAGAGGCCCAGAAGAGCUCGCAGCCCAAGUCAGCCUGCGGAAAUUGCUACUUGGGCGAUGCAUUCCGCUGCGCCAGCUGCCCCUACCUAGGGAUGCCAGCCUUCAAGCCCGGGGAGAAGGUGCUCCUGAGCAAUAGCAACCUGCACGAUGCCUAGGAGGGCCCCUGCUGCCACGUCUGCUCCUCCGAAGCUUCUCCUGACCCUCUCCUCCUGCCUCCUGUGGACUCAUUCUCUCUGUUGGAAAUCUCUGAAAUCAUUUUUGGGGAGUCGCUUGUUGACAGAGGGAGGCUGGCUGCAGUGCAGUGGUGUUAGUGCUGCUGUCUCCCAAAAGACCAAGGCAUGGCAGAGGCUGGUUCCCCGAAGCAGCCCCUGCCUCCUCACUGAGUGUUAGGACCUCAUGAUAAAGCGCUGACCAUGCUCUCUUGAGCCCAGGUAUCCUUGAGUAUUUAUGCCCCGAAGCUCAGUGACGCUGCCAUCUACUUGCCCUUCCAAGUAGGUGGGGCAUUCAAUACACACUCUUAGUGACUUAAGUCAACUGUCUCAUGACCUCGGGUCACCAAAGGGGUCACUUGCUGGUUACUGUGAUCCCAUCCUGUGUCCCUCUGUCCUUUUCCACCCGUGUCUGUGUCUCUUGUCAUUUCUGUUCACCGACAGGUGUUACACUUGCACACUAAUAAGGGGUGUGUAGGUGCAUGUGGUGUCCAUGUAUCAUCCAUGCUCUGCCUGGACUGGGAAACGCUCUUUUUGGAGGAAUUUGGUGGCCUGAACAGUGGGGCCAGUGCUGUACAUGCAAUGAGCACCUCUUCCUCUGAGAGGAGUCCAGGUUGGGGAGAAGCAGGGAAGACUGACCCAACAGCACUCUGUGUUUUUGCUGUGCAUCCACAGACCCAGAAUGGAUCUUGCCAAAUACUUGGAGAGAUCAUGUGGGUUUAAGAGACCUGGAUUUUUGUUUCACCAAUAAAUAAGUGUUAAUUGGUA
This is a messenger RNA of Heterocephalus glaber (naked mole-rat), 2134 nucleotides long. RefSeq names its product cytokine induced apoptosis inhibitor 1 (gene Ciapin1). Lineage: Eukaryota; Metazoa; Chordata; Mammalia; Rodentia; Bathyergidae. Gene Ontology annotation, biological process: iron-sulfur cluster assembly. Gene Ontology annotation, molecular function: iron-sulfur cluster binding. The record is from RefSeq and is a predicted model, not a curated record. Gene Ontology annotation, cellular component: cytoplasm.